Messenger RNA from Neohortaea acidophila, 909 nucleotides. RefSeq names its product reactive mitochondrial oxygen species modulator 1-domain-containing protein. The transcript has 4 exons. Gene Ontology annotation, biological process: protein import into mitochondrial matrix; protein insertion into mitochondrial inner membrane. The record is from RefSeq and is a predicted model, not a curated record. Gene Ontology annotation, cellular component: TIM23 mitochondrial import inner membrane translocase complex. Lineage: Eukaryota; Fungi; Ascomycota; Dothideomycetes; Mycosphaerellales; Teratosphaeriaceae. Bases 154 to 510 code for a protein of 118 amino acids.
UCUUGGCGCCCGCCGCCGAUUGGUGGGCCCUGCCUCUGCGGGCGUGGGAGACCUCAGGUACUCUGUACCUCGCAGACCGCAUGCUCUUUCAUCCUCAUUUGCAGAUCCAUUCCCUCCCUCUGAGUAGUGCAUCGACACGCACGUUAUCCAAAGAUGCCGCCGGUGCGUACGAGCUCACAGCCGGGCGCGGUGGGGCCUGCGUGGUAUGACAAAGCACGAAUGGGCGCCAUGAUGGGAGGCACUGUCGGACUCAUCAUCGGGCUCAUCUUCGGCGCAACGAACAUCAUUCGAUACGGUCCUGGUCCUAAUGGCAUGCUACGAACGCUGGGACAGUACAUGUUGGGAUCCGCCGCGACAUUUGGCUUCUUCAUGUCCAUUGGCAUGACAAUCCGAACCGACUCCUCCCCGAUCCUGAUUGAAGCGAUGCAAAAGGCGCAGGCACGUCAUGGCAGGCCGGUGGUUCUGCCUCUGACCCGAUUCAAAAAGACAAAGGCGGAAGAGACGCAGUGAGCGAUGAUGUUCAAGCACUGUAUAAAUAUACCACUCCAUCGUUUAGCGCUGCAUGACCUGGUGUCGAUGGGAAUUCAUGGUACGCAGCUAGACUCUGUGUAACCAUCACGAGGGGAGGGGAUGUGUGAGGAUCUGUAGAUGAUGAUAUUUUGAAGGGGCUAAAGUACCUUGUGCGCACAUCUGCCGGUAGCCGCGUAUGUCCACACUUCGUCCGAUCCUUGUCCUGGCUUCUUGAUGUGGGCUUGAGCUGACCCGCGCGGUGACGCUUUCGGAGCCGAGACGAUGGGAUACUGGCUCUUCACGGUAUGAAACAUGGAAGCACGCCAAUAACCAUUCCAAAGCAGUGAUUCUGCAGCCCAUGCGCCGUGAAUUCGAGGGGCAGCCACCGCAGGCUUCAAG